Messenger RNA from Sipha flava (yellow sugarcane aphid), 879 nucleotides. It is a transcript of the gene MED18, whose product is annotated as mediator of RNA polymerase II transcription subunit 18. The record is from RefSeq and is a predicted model, not a curated record. Bases 163 to 837 code for a protein of 224 amino acids. The transcript has 5 exons. Gene Ontology annotation, cellular component: mediator complex; core mediator complex. Gene Ontology annotation, molecular function: transcription coregulator activity. NCBI's taxonomy places the organism in Eukaryota, Metazoa, Arthropoda, Insecta, Hemiptera, Aphididae. Gene Ontology annotation, biological process: regulation of transcription by RNA polymerase II; termination of RNA polymerase II transcription.
CCGCGCCGGGAGAUUUGUUUUUUUCCUAGUAAAAUUGUAAAUAAAAACAAACCGUAAUACAAUGCACUGCUUUACGGUCGACAAAAGUUAUUCGAGCAACGUCGUUAACAUCUUCAAACAACUUCGAUUUUAGAACAAGGAUUCGUAAGGAAAGCGCGUAACAUGGAAGCCUUGAAGGAAGCGCCCAUACCGGCGAUGGACAGCUUGGCCUCGGCUAUGAAGAAUAACAUUGUUCCGAACCAGGAGUAUCUGUUACAAGGCAGCGUCCUAGAUUCGGCUGUCGAGGUACUGUUGCACAGGCUACGAGGUCUAUGCGACAAUGUCGAUUCCGGCCCGGAGACUUUUCACGAUCAUGAAAUGUGUUUCAGCAUAAGAAACGUUACCCCGCAACCUCUUACGUUAAGAGUUAGGAGAGCAAUAGAUUAUUUAGACAUGCCAUAUCAGCUGCGUUAUAUAGGACAACCUGAACUUGGUGACAAGUCCAGACCUACUAUCCUACGAAAUAGUAUCGAUGUAGCCACAACACCGACGAUUGUCGAUUUCCUCACCGAAAUGGGAUUCCGUAUGGAUUUCGAGUAUAUUUUACGUGGUUACAUGUUCCGUAAAGGUAGAAUGAAGAUCACUGUGUCCAAAAUUUUUAAGAUGAUGGUGGUUGGAAAACCAGCACCUGAAAGUGUUGAUCCAAUAUCUCAAUCUUAUCUAGUGGAAUUGAGUGUUCUGGCACCCAGUAAUCAAGAUGCAAUAGCUGAAGACAUGCGUAUAUUUGCCGAGCAAUUGAAACCACUUGUACACUUGGAAAAAGUCGAUUACAAACGAUUAACACAACCACCAAUGUAAAAUCUUUAUAAAUAAUACAUUUUUUUAUCUAAACUCGUUUAA